Bacillus rossius redtenbacheri is the source of this 3594-nucleotide messenger RNA. RefSeq lists its product as uncharacterized. The coding region runs from base 1199 to 3187 and encodes 662 amino acids. Gene Ontology annotation, cellular component: nucleus. The transcript has 2 exons. The record is from RefSeq and is a predicted model, not a curated record. NCBI's taxonomy places the organism in Eukaryota, Metazoa, Arthropoda, Insecta, Phasmatodea, Bacillidae. Gene Ontology annotation, molecular function: DNA binding.
UCACUCAAAGUUGCAUGGUUGUUUUAACAAUAAAAAAGUAAAAAUUAUUUCAGGAAAGCAUGCAUGCAGUCGCGUAACUACCUAUUAUGUCCAGUCCCGGAUAGGGAAACAAGAGCAUAAAAAUAUGAAUCUUACUUUUAUUUUGUUGGAAAAACUGCGGGGGGAAGGGAGUUGUUAAUAUCACUCCGAAAACGAGAUCGUCGAGACAAUUAUUUAGUGAUUGGUUACGCCAAUACACCUGCUCCAUAAUAAUUCUCCCAUUGCUUUAAUCUAAGAUGUUUGAAAUUUUUUAUUAAUUUUAUUCAUGAUUGUACAAAAUAAUCACGCAUGUUAGAUAUUUAUUUAAGUAUUUCCUCAUUGAUAAACAAAACACGUGUGUUUUCAUUUAAUGAAUAUCAUUUUUGGUUUCAUUCUUAGCAAUGUCAGAAAGUUCUAGACCCACAAUAAUUUGUAAUUGUUUUGUGCUUGGGGUCCGUUAAGCAUCCAUGUCGCAUUUCAUCAACCGUAACCGCAACGUUAUUCUUUCUGGAUAGAUGUUGCGCGCAGGGGCGCAACAACUAAAUUUCCAAAGAAGGGGCAAUAUACCUUUUUAUAAAGAAUCAUCGAUCCCCCCUAUUGAAGCGGGCCGGGAAAAUUUGUAUUUCAAUGUGGAAAAUGGUGCUAUUUAAGCAGUUUUAUUAUCUAAAAAUUGAAUAGGGGAAAGGCACCUAAGAGUGCGCAUCCCCUAAGAGUACGCAUUGCUAUUUUCUUACAGUUGGCAACAUUGAAAAAAAAGUGUAUAGCCUCAGAUUGUUCGUUACUGUGUGACAAACGAGUGGCGUGAAACUUGCAGCUGCACAAGAUUAUUUGUAGAUUUGAAAGGUGAGAGUUCAUUUGUUGUUGUUUUCAUGUAAUAUUUUUAUCGGGUAACUUAAGCUAUAGCAAGUAGGUAAACAGAGAUGCGUUCAUUAUCUUUAUAUUACGUAGCAGCUUUGGUUUUCAGCAUUCGUGUCGAUAAAGCCAUAUUAGCUUUUACGGUAUGUGCUGCUAUCUGUCGACUCUUUUAGAUACUUCGUGUUCAUUCCCUAAGAGUGCGCACAAAGUUUGUCCACAAGAGUGCGCGCGCACUCUUUGGAGCACCUUGCGUACUCUUUGGGACAAGUUUAUAUUAAUACAAAAAUGAACAAUUUUCAUCAAAUAGGCCUAUAUUUGUUUCAGAAUGUCAUCUUCUUAUAAGAGAAAAUCGGAAAGAAAGUUAAUAUUUUCAGAAGAAAUCUUAAAUGAAGCAAGAAACAGAAUACUAAAUGGGGAAAGUCAACAAAAAGUUGCAAAGUAUCUGGGCACAAAGGAAUCUAUGCUAAGGAAACGCCUAAAAGCAGGAUCCAUACCAGUGUCACUAGGAAGAUUGAAACGAGUUUUUACACCGGCUCAAGAGCAAGAACUAGCAGACCACAUAAGGGAUUUGGACAGCCGAUUCUAUGGCAUAGGGAGAAAGCAACUGAUGAGUUUGGCUUUUGAGUAUGCGACUCUAAACAAUAUUCCACACAGGUUCAACAAUGUGACAAAGGCAGCAGGGCGACACUGGGUGCAAGAUUUCUGCAAGAGGCAGAAUUUGUCCCUUCGAGCACCCGAAAAAUGCAGUCUUGGCCGUGCCAUUGGAUUUAACAGAGUACAGUGUCAGCGGUUUUUCCAUAACUUGAAACAAGUGUCAGAUGAAAAGAAAUUUCAUGCUCAUCGUAUAUUCAAUAUGGAUGAAAGUGGAAUCUCGUGUGUCCCAAACAAAGUUCCCAAAGUACUUUCUCCCAAAGGCAAACGUUCAGUCAGCAAAGUGUCUUCAGCAGAGAGAGGACAAACUGUGACAGUAGUUUUUUGCAUGAAUCCUGUUGGUUUCUAUGUGCCCCCUGCGAUUAUUUUCGCCAGGAAAAGAAUGAAACAAGAGUUAUUUAAAGAUGCUCCUGAAGGUUCUUUGCACAUGAUAUCUGAUAGUGGCUUCAUUAAUUCCGAUCUGUUUUUGGUCUGGCUUAAACAUUUCAAGACCUAUGUCAAACCAUCUGAGGAUGACCCAGUACUCCUAAUUCUAGAUAAUCACUCAUCCCACUAUUCUCUUGAGGCUGUUCUUUUUUGCCGAGAGCACAAUAUCACACUUCUUUCACUCCCUCCCCAUGCUACACACAAACUGCAACCUCUCGAUCGAGGAUUCUUCGGCCCUCUGAAAUCAAUGUUUGCUAUUGAAGCGGAGAAAUGGAUGCACAACCACCCCGGCCGUGCAAUUUCCAAUUCUGACAUUUGUUUUUUGUUCCGCAAUUCAUAUGAGAAGGUUGCCACCAUGGAGAAAGCAAAGAAUUCAUUUCGUGCAACAGGAAUUUAUCCUUAUAACCCUGAUGUGUUCAGCGACGAGGAUUUCAUCCCAUCUCAUGUGACUGACAGGCCAAAUCUAGAGGAGCCAAUGGACAGUGGCAACGAGGUGGUUCCUGUUGCUCCAGAUACUUCUGUACAAACUGUGAAAAACCCCAUCAUGCCUUCUAGCUUUGACACAUCCCCAUCAACUAUUGAAAAUCUUCAAGUUGAUAUGGAAUGUUUGGUGUCUAGUGAGAAUAAUGAAACAAUGCUGGACCAAAUACCGUCGACCAGUAAUAUUGUCCAUGUAGCUGGAUUGGAGUUUUCUAACGCUGAUGAGAAUGAUAUGCCGAUCGAUAGUGGUGUCGAGUUGUCGACUAGUGAAAUUAAUCUGGGUUGCCAAAUGCUAGCUGGUGUAUCAAGUGAGAAAAAUGUUAAGAAAAUUAACUCUUCCAACUGCAUUGUAAAUAAUAGUCCUAUGAAGGUAGAUCAGAGUGAGGGAAAGGGAAUCUCUCCAGCCAGCAUCGUACCUGUUCCCAAAGCAGACACAACAGUCAAGAGACAAAGGAAAGCCAGGCGAUCGGAAGUAAUGACAAGCUCGCCGUUUAAAAAUGCUCUUUUGCUGGAGAGUGAAAAGAAACGUUCACAAGAUUCACAGAAGUCAAAUAAGAAAGGAAAAUCAUCAGGUCCAUUGAAAAAGCGUAAAACUUCAAAGACAGUGGAAAGUGAUGUACUCUGUCCAGGAUGUGAUGAGAGAUAUACUGAACCAAUCUCAGAAGACUGGAUACAGUGUAUUAAAUGCCAACAGUGGUGGCAUGAGCAGUGUUCGUCAUUUGAAGGAUCUGUAACAUUUACUUGUGAUCUGUGUUAAGUGCGCACUCUUAGGGUAAACAAUGCGCACUCUUAGGGGCUAGCUCACCUAAGAGUGCGCAUUUGCAUGUAUUUGUUUUUGUGUGUUUUAUAACAAUAUGAACAGUUUUCACAUAAUUGAACAUAUGUAGAUGAAUGCAUAAUAGAUUAAUAAAACCGAAUUUGACUCAAACAUUUAUUGUUAAUUUAAAAUGUAGUCACAUAUGACUAUUGUUUGUUAGGUGCGCACUCUUAGGUGCCUUUCCCCUAUACAGCACUUUCUUUGCCCCCGUUUGCCCCCACUUCAAGGUUUCAGAGAGGUGGGGGUCAAAAUACCCUUGCCCCCCCCCUCCCCCCCUUCACGUUGCGCGCAUGUUGUGAGCCUGGUGUGCAACUCAAGCACAGCUCAUUACGUUCCCCGCGCGGUUC